Molecule: messenger RNA, 1290 nt
Organism: Paracoccidioides lutzii Pb01
Exons: 4
Coding region: 1-1290 (429 amino acids)
Source: RefSeq, a predicted model, not a curated record
AUGGGUAGGGUCGAGCGGGCUAAGCAAGUCUGCAACAUUUACUGGCACGUUGUUUCCAAGGAGGAACACCCCAAGGAUAAGAGUUCGCGAACAACGCAUCGCCCCACAUACGACCCUCCCUGCAACCCAACCAUAACGAUAUCGAAUACCUUAAACGCAGAACCCCUGGAUCAAAUAACCUCCCUCCCAGAGUCCGUGACUGCACAAGCAGGGAAUUCUUCCCAGGAAUCGCAGAUACCCAUGGAGAUUGAGGCGGUCUACUGGCAACGGAACAAUUCCGGGGAGCUGAUCCACAUAACCGUUGUCCUUUGCCAUCCACUGAAGGCGUACGGCCAUUCUGCGUUCCGCGUCAUCAAACUCUGGGACCUUGGGAACUGGGAGAAUGGUGACCUACCAGCCAUGCAAUCACUAGAAAAACUUCAGCUCUGUGGGGGAGAAGACGAUGAUGCGACGGUAGACGGCUUCAGUAUAACCAUGGCCAAGUUCCCGCGCCUGCGGUCCCUCAAACUAUGGAAUUUGGUAGUUGGAAAUGCUGAAAAGUUUUUCCCUGGGCCAAUACAGAGCUUGUGCAAGGUGAAGGUUGACUUUUGUUUUAUUUCCACGGACAGAUUUCUUAACCUGUCAGCCGCUGCGGCCAAAAGUCUAUACAUCUGCAUUCGACAAUCAGACGGCACCACAGGACCGUAUGAAAUUAGCACACCGAAGUUAAUGGACCUGACCGUAGACGGACGCUUACCACCAGGUUUCCGGUUGAAAGGUUUGCCACAGGACUGCACACUCUGUGCAGAUACCUUCCUGCUCCAAGGUGCAAAUAUUGACCAUACGAUUAACGUGGCUGGGGUUCGCAUUUUGUGGUAUGAAGGGCGUCUGUGGAUUCCAGCGUGGACCAACCAGAUCGGCAGAGGCCGUAUAACGUCCUUUAAGUGCCAGAACAUGAUGUUGACGCGCUCCCUGUGGAAUGCCCUCCGCUCCUGCACCUCUCUCCGGGUAGUUCAUAUUUAUGUCGCUCGUCACAAUCCCGAUCCACCCCCUCUUGAUCCUUUGGUGGAGCCUGCAGAACUCUUUCAGGAGGUGCCCCACUGGAUCAAUGAUCUCACUAUCCACGAAGAACAGAUCCUCAAGCACGUGUGGGAUAAAGGAAUUCGCGUAAUGAACGGACGUUUCCAAGCGCUUUUUGGUCCACGAUGGUGGUCUGGCUGUGCAGAUAGCCUUGCCGUCUUUGUUAUGGUACAUAGUCAUCACAGUUCUGAAGUCGUGGAGAAAUAUCCCAAAUAUGGCUCACUGCACUAG